Cyprinus carpio (common carp) is the source of this 927-nucleotide messenger RNA. It is a transcript of the gene ca8h22orf39, whose product is annotated as synaptic plasticity regulator PANTS. The record is from RefSeq and is a predicted model, not a curated record. Lineage: Eukaryota; Metazoa; Chordata; Actinopteri; Cypriniformes; Cyprinidae.
UACGCAUAUCGAUAAUACAUAUAUAAAAUACAGACGCGUGAAUAGAAUGUGAACACGAUUAAAUUACAUUUCUAAAAUGUAUUUAAUUUAAGGCAAAUAUUAAUUGAUAAAUUAAUAACUUAAAGCGGAAGUGUCCAGAGAAGAGCGCGCAGUGAUAUGGCAGGGUCACAAUCUCACUGGAGGCCACCACGUUCAUGUGACGUCUACUGGUGUGAGUUCAAGCACUGCAAGAGUUCAUUCAACAGAUUCCACGAGUACUACUCCCACGGCAGAGCGCCGGACUGCCGGCAGUGGAAAGAGGACUUUUACACCUGCAAGGACUGGGAGAAAAACCACAGCACACAGGCCAAGGAAUCCCUCCAGCAGAGCGAGAGGAAGCGGGUCGCGGAGCAGAGGAAGUUCACUCCGGUCUGGGAGCUUCGGCAGACGCCUCCGGCUGAUUGGCACGUGCCUCUAAACCAGGGCGGACCACAGGACUCAUAAAGCACCGAUGCGGAUCACACGGGACGGUUUAAGUGCUUGAGUCGCAUGAACUCACUCUCUUAGACUGAUGCACUUCUGAUUUGCUCGGUGCAGAAAGCAGCUUAAAAGUCUUGAUCAAGUUAAUGCAAAACCUAAAUAUGAAAUUAAUAAAGUUAUUGUUAAAGUAUAAGCAUUUCAUGAGAAAGUCAAUGUAGCACAAAUAAGAACGGAAUAUUAUCCUACUUGUUUAUUUUCCCAUUUAAAUAAUAAAAAUAUAUAGCAAAGCCACUUUUGUUGUUAUUCGAAAGCUAUUUUAAUUCUACACAGGUGUUUAUGAAUGAAAACAAGCGACUGCGGAUGUUUUUACAAGAGUUUCACACCUUUACUGUUUCACUAGAGACCUUAUUUAUUGUGCUGCAAAAUCAGAAAUGAGGUGUAAUAAUAAAACACAUGAUUUAAAGACCA